Messenger RNA from Owenia fusiformis, 1111 nucleotides. The record is from the annotation of a GenBank genome assembly. NCBI's taxonomy places the organism in Eukaryota, Metazoa, Annelida, Polychaeta, Sabellida, Oweniidae.
CUGGCUCACCCAGAUCAAGGUCUGGAUCACCUAGAUCACAAAGAUCAAGAUCUGGAUCACCUAGAUCACAAAGGGAUGGCUCUCCACAUUCACAGAGGUCCAGAUCAGGAAGUCCUGGACCAAGAUCUCCCAUGGGAAGUCCCAGUUCCCCUGUUCAGGAAGCAGUCACACAGCAAGUUUUGGCAGAUGAGUCAGAACACCCUCCUGAUCAGCAAGCAGACAGAGCUGCUGAGAGUGGAGAUGAAAGUGAUAAAGGGUCUGUCGUUGGUGAGUUGAUUGCUGAUAUCUUUGGAUCAUCAGAUGAGGAGGAGUUUGAAGGUUUUGGUGAAGAUGAUGUGGAGAAAGUGGUGAAAGAAAAGCAACAAUCAGCAUUGAUCUCAGAUGACGAAGAUGAUGUCGAAGUUCAUGAUGAAGGUGGUCAAGACAGGGAAGAUGGAGCGGAGGUAGCUCAACAGAAGGAACAGCAUCAACAUCCCGUGUCAAGCAGUGACGAUGAACUGGAAGAUGGCAAAGGUGGCAAUGAGUUUGUGUCUGACUUUGACAUUAUGAUGGCCAAAAAGAAGGAAGAGCAGUCUAAAAGGAGACGUAAACGUAAAGAUGUUGAUCUCAUUAAUGACAGUGAUGACCUCAUCACAGCAAUGUUGACCAGGAUGAAGGAUGCUGCUGCAGAGGAUCGUGAGCUGAACCAGCGAAGACAGCCAGCCACUCGCAAGUUACGAAUGCUUCCACAGUGUAUGCAGCAACUCAGAAAGAGUGACCUCCAGGUGGCGUUCCUUGACUGUGGUAUUUUGAGUGCAAUCACGGAAUGGUUGGCCCCUUUACCAGAUAAAAGUUUACCACAUGUACAGAUCAGAUCAGAUUUACUUAAAAUACUGCAGUCAUUCCCCUCCGUCAGUUCCGAUACAUUGAAGAAUAGUGGUAUAGGCAAAGCUAUCAUGUAUUUGUUCAAACAUCCCAAAGAAUUGAAGCAAAACAGAGAAAUUGCAGGAAAACUGAUUCAUGACUGGUCAAGGCCAAUAUUUAAUCUGACCACCAACCACGGAGACAUGAGCAAAGAGGAGAGAGAACAGAGAGACUACGACCAACUUGGUGCCAAAAGAAGACGAUUAAG